AUGGUUGCUGGAGGGAAUUUUCUAGUUUUUCCUUCCUACGCCUCAUCUUCCUUUUUCCGACAACUGGGCAGAACCUUGAAGUGAUAGAAAAAACCUCUCAAAAUAUGAAUCUUCACUUUCAGAGAAACGUAUGCAACUGAUAAUAACAUCAUGUCUUCUUUAUGUUCCAAGAAAUCCAAUGAUGUCUCUUGUCGUUUCAUUCCAUACAAGUGAACGUUUAAAAUCAAUGUGUAACGACGAAAUUUAUUUUUAGGUUCCUAGCAAAUUGGCGGAUUGAUCUUGAAAAAAUCACCGAACUUCCGUCUCUCCUUCAAUUCGACGAUUUGCUGAAACCGGAAAAUGAAGGAAAAUUAGAAAGGUUUACAGUUUGAAGAAGUUUCGAACAACCUUGAAAAUUUUCAUUUGAAACAUCUGGGAAAGUUUCCAGUACUAUCUCGUUUUCAGUUUUUUUUUGGUACCAGAAUGAGUACUGAUUCGUUCUCGGAGUUUUUAUAGACUUUGAUAAAUAAUUCAAAGUUUUUGAGAUUUUGAACCUGCGCAAAUAUUUCAUUCUCGUUAAAAUAAGCGUCCAAGAGAGACUCUUAUCUCAAAACGAACUUUCGGAAAUUUUUUUUUCGAAUAAUGAGUAGUUAAAAAAAGGUUGAAAGGAAACUUUUUUUGUAGAUAAAAAAACGUAAGAUUGAACGGUGCAAGAAAUUAAAACGAGGGAAUUUUCAGAGGAAAAAAAGCGGGAAAAAAAUUUCAACUCUGCACGAUUUUUAAGAGAUUGGGCGUUAUUUUUACCAUUUUCUUAUUAAAUUAUAUGAGUUAAUAUACUAUCCAAAACUUCGAAAAUUUCCUACGGCCGAGAAAAACAUCUCAUUUUGUUAAAUAUAUUCGUUCUCAUUUCAGAAUGCACCUUGUCGGAGCCAAAUUCGCUGCUGAAAACGGGAGCUGUCUGAAUUUUCAAUCUUUUCCCGUAACUUUAGAUUCAAUUCGAACCGCUUCUAGCCCUCCUCCACUUCUUCUAGUAACGGUUCACAAGUUCUUCGAAGUAUUGUGUGACCACUUCCCAAUCCUUGUCGAUAUCCUCUUGCAAUCGGUCUUCCCUAACUUCGCGUACUUCCUUGUUUGACAGAACAUGCUUUUGCCCGAUGAAUUAUCUGUAUUACCAGAGAAGAGAUGUUGAAUGCAGAUAGAAUAAAGCGUUCAUAUACCAAUCGCCGCGAAAACUGCCCACAGAAAUGAUUCUGCGCUUGGCUGUUCUGUCGCUUCUGGCGGUCAUUUUGAGUUCGGCUCAGAAUAUUCAGCUUCCAGUCAGAACUGCGAGAAUUGGUUAGUUACUUUCUAUUCUGGCCGUUUUCUUUGUAAACUUUCUUUUUAUUUCUCAGUUGAAAACCGUUAAAAAAAGUUUAUUCAUACAGUUCUUAAUUUUUUUCAGAGUGAAAACUUGUUUUCUAUUAAGAGAAAAAAAGAAAAACUUUAUCGACUUUGACUUUGCCCUGAAAAUGAAUUUAACGCUCGAAAAAUCAAAUUUUCAGGUUUUUGUGAUAUUUGACCAAUGGACAAUGCAAAUUAAUAAUAAAAUAAUUUUAAACCAGUUAAAUUUCGCAAUAAUUCCAGGAACUUAUGAAUUUUUAUUUUUUCUUCAAGUGGAAAAAACUUUGUCUCAAGCUGGUUUGUCAUUUUUUUUUCAAUUUUAUCAUACAAAGCAGUAAGAGAAGAAGUUGUGUUUUAAGCAAGUACCCUAAAUGCUGGACCGGAAAAACCGCCGUCGGGAAGGGUAUCCGGAGCCUCUCCGGCCGUCGCGGUAACCAUCUCAACAGUUUUUUUUCUCCAAUAAUGAAAUAUCGAUCAGGGUGCUUAUGUGAGCCCAUCGAGAGCCGUUCACACUGCGUACAACUUCGGAGAGAAAAGGCUUCCGUCAAACGGCUGUUUCUACAAUCAGUUUGGUUACGCUUGCUGCAACAAACAACUUCAAGAGGAAAUGACCCAAAUCGCCGAUGUUUGUUGAAGUUUUUGUUGUCCACGACAGAUCUUUGCAGACACUGCUGGCCAAUCCAAGAUUCCAUCGCUGUAACCUUCAAAAGAUUGCCAAUGAACUGCAGGAAGGUUGCGAAGCUAAGUGAGUUAUGAAAAAAUUGAAAGACUGCUGGGAACAACGAUUAGAAAGAAAAACUUUCUUUUUUCAAAUUCGAAAUUUCCAACGUUAUUGUAAACUUGAAUGAUUUUCGAUCAGGACUGAAAAAUUAACAACUGAUGUUGUAAAAACUUUUUCUCGGAAAAUUUAUCAAAUUGAAAUAUUUUUAAGAUUUGGCAUCUCCGUAGAGGCUGUUGUUGGAUUGACUGACUAUGCUCAGCGAAUUCAUUUCCAUCAAAACUAUGUCUGCAAAAUCGAGAAAAACGGAAGGUUAUCCGAAUUUCCCAACAAAGCUCAACUCCUUAUCUGCAGAUACAUGCUCGUCUACGGAACCCCAGAACAAAGAACUCGUCUCAAGAGAGGUUAUUCCAAUGCAACGAUCGUUACUGGAGAAGUUCACGAAUACAUCUGA
Molecule: messenger RNA, 2531 nt
Organism: Caenorhabditis auriculariae
Lineage: Eukaryota; Metazoa; Nematoda; Chromadorea; Rhabditida; Rhabditidae
Source: the annotation of a GenBank genome assembly